Theobroma cacao (cacao) is the source of this 1118-nucleotide messenger RNA. RefSeq names its product Tetratricopeptide repeat (TPR)-like superfamily protein (gene TPR1). The record is from RefSeq and is a predicted model, not a curated record. NCBI's taxonomy places the organism in Eukaryota, Viridiplantae, Streptophyta, Magnoliopsida, Malvales, Malvaceae. Gene Ontology annotation, molecular function: protein binding.
ACGAUGCCGUCAAAGAGCUUUCCGGAAGCUCGUAUCUUUUUUCAGUAAACGAUUCAUCAUCAUCUUGCAUCUUCUCCUUCAGCUUCUCCUUCAAGGCAUAGUAAUACUAAAAAUCAACAGGCAGUUUGUUUACAGUGUAAGGCUGUUAAGAUUCUUUGAUCCUUAACCUAAAAAUGGUGCUGCUUGAACCUCACAACACUGAACAACAUGAAGAAGCCACGAAAGCGACUCCAUCAUCAUCCCAAACGACGUCUGAUUCAGCCGCCGCAUCAUCAAAUGUGCACGGAGGAGAUGCUGCCUCCGAUGGAUUCGAAACAGCAAGCGAACGUGACGUCAGCGACAACGAAGAAGACCACGCCCACGAUCAACAACCAACCGAACAAAAAGGAUCCGAUUCUUAUCAAGAUGCCUUAAACGAAGACCAAUUGAAAGAGAAAGCGUUGGCACAAGCAAAUGAUGCAAAAAUGGAAGGAAAUAAAUUGUUUGGAAACGGGCAAUACGAGGAGGCAUUGUUACAGUAUGAGAUUGCUCUGCAAGUUGCGGCGGAGAUGCCUACUUCCGUUGAAAUUCGAUCCAUUUGUCAUUCGAAUCGGGCUGUUUGCUUUUUGAAGCUGGGGAAAUAUGAGGAAACCAUCAAGGAAUGUACCAAAGCACUGGAACUUAAUCCUUCUUAUAUAAAAGCUCUUGUUAGACGAGGAGAAGCUCAUGAAAAGCUUCAACAUUAUGAAGAGGCUAUUGCUGAUAUGAAGAAGAUAUUGGAAUUAGAUCCUUCUAAUGACCAGGCUAGGAAGGCCAUUCGCCGCUUGGAACCACUGGCUGCAGAAAAAAGAGAAAAGAUGAAAGAGGAGAUGAUGGGAAAGCUAAAAGAAAUGGGAAACUCAAUUCUGGGUCGAUUUGGGAUGAGUGUUGACAACUUCAAAGCUGUCAAAGAUCCAAACACGGGCUCGUAUUCAAUAUCAUUCCAACGCUGAUAUAGUCGCUAGCUAUAUUUUCUUCGGUGGAAAAUGCAGUGAGAAUGAAGGCAACAUUCAGAUUGAUACAAAAUAUAGGCCCGGGAUUGAUUUAUAUGCAAGAUAUGAUUGCAAGUAAAAGUGUAGCACUUAAAAACUCAUAGUCAG